AUGAGUAUGUAUCAAAGUAGUCAAUCGAACAGGUACUCAUUAUAUAUUUAUUAUUACCUCAUUUGGUAUUUUAUAUUAUUAUCUUAUAUAUUUGCUAUUCCAUUCCAUAGAAUGCAUUCAGAGAUUACAGUCAGUUUACCGGAUACUUAUCAUCCAUAUGUAAACACAAAUAAUUAUUUAAAAAAUUAUCAUAUUAUCAAUUUUAAACAUUUGAAUAAGGAGAAUUUUGUUAAAAAUAAACAAAAUACAAAUCUAUCAUUGUAUAAUCAAACUAAUAAUAUAAUGGAUAGUAACUAUAAUGUAACUACAAUAAAAGAGCAUAGUUUGUAUAAACAAUAUCAUCGACAACAAUUGCAACAACCAACAGAGGAUUUACACUUUCAAUCAGGUUCAUAUUUAAUCAAUAAUCCAUCAUAUGUUGUCAAUUCAUAUAAUCAAUAUUUAACGGAAUUGGAACAAUAUAAUCCAAAUGUUUGGUUUCAACAAAGAAAACAUUUGGCAACAUCAAAAUAUCGUUCUGAUUUAUGGACUACAUUACAUGUUGAGAAUUGCUAUGAAGUCAAACCAGCUCCAGACUUGUUAUCUCAAGAAGAAAUCCAUUGGUAUGAAAGGAAUUUAUUUAAUUAUGAUAAUAAGAAACGUUUUUCAAGACAAACUAAAAGAAAAUAUAAAGGUUAUCACAAGAAGUUAACUGGUUUAAAAAGUCAUUGGCUUCGAAGUAAAAGAAAUUGGAUCAAAUCCCCUAAAAGAUUUGCAUGGCUGACAAAGAAGCAAAAUGAAAAUUAUUCUCUACUGAGAUCAAAACGCUCCGUUCAUGAAAAUGAGAUCUCUGCCGAUGAAAAAUUUAAAAUAUCUAGUGAUACAGUUGUAACCAAUGACGAUCUCGGAAAUAAAUCUGCAUUAAAUCAUCAUUCUACAAAUAAUGUUGUUGCUGUAAUCACCGUGCACAAAAUCGCUAUUCGUCCAUCCGUAUUAAUUUUAAAACAAGGAAAUGUUCAAGCACGUAUACACUAUGUUAUGCAAUUACAUAAAGAAUUAACUGAGCAAUAUCGUCUUAUUUUGGAAGUACGUAUUAAUCCAGAAUUUCCUCCGUUAUACAUUGGAGUUAUCCAGAAUGUAUGUGAUUAUUGGCCAGCGAAUGUUCCACAAUCAAAAUGUUCACUGAAGAGACCUAGAUUUUAUCAGAAAAAUACAAUGUGCUUUUGUAAUAUGCCACCGGGUAUUUAUAGACAACGUGUCAAAUUGAAUCUUAACAAUAUUCUAGAUGAACUUGAAUUACCGCGAUUUUUAGUUAAUUUCUUAUUUUCUGAUAAGAAACUUGAUGUUCAUAUUACAAUCAAACUAGAAAUGGAAAAUAAAGAUCUUGUAGGUUGUAUGAAAGUUAAAUUACCAUUACAAUUUAUAUCUGCAUAA
Schistosoma rodhaini is the source of this 1413-nucleotide messenger RNA. The record is from the annotation of a GenBank genome assembly. NCBI's taxonomy places the organism in Eukaryota, Metazoa, Platyhelminthes, Trematoda, Strigeidida, Schistosomatidae.